Messenger RNA from Oreochromis niloticus (Nile tilapia), 1728 nucleotides. RefSeq names its product trafficking protein particle complex subunit 5 (gene trappc5). Gene Ontology annotation, biological process: endoplasmic reticulum to Golgi vesicle-mediated transport. The transcript is spliced from 3 exons. NCBI's taxonomy places the organism in Eukaryota, Metazoa, Chordata, Actinopteri, Cichliformes, Cichlidae. The record is from RefSeq and is a predicted model, not a curated record. Gene Ontology annotation, cellular component: TRAPPII protein complex; TRAPPIII protein complex; TRAPPI protein complex. The coding region runs from base 123 to 689 and encodes 188 amino acids.
UCGAUCGGUGGCGUCAUGUGACAAAACAGGAAGUACUCAAACCUUAACAACUCAGGUGUAGCAAUUGAUCGGGGAAGUGCUGAUUAUAGUCGUAAAGAAAGCUGACUGUCCGUAAAAUCAUAAUGGAGGCUCGCUUCACCAGAGGCAAGUCAGCUAUUCUCGAGAGGCCUCUGAGCCGGCCUAAAACCGAGGUGAGCGUGAGCGCCUUCGCCCUGCUCUUCUCGGAGGUGGUGCAGUACUGCCAGAGCCGUGUGUACUCGGUGUCCGAGCUGCAGGCUCGCCUAGCGGAGCUGGGGCAGCGAGUGGGAGCCAGCCUACUGGACGUGCUGGUGCUGAGGGAGAAAAACGGCAAGAGGGAGACCAAAGUGCUAAACAUACUGCUGUUCAUCAAGGUAUCUGUGUGGAGAUCACUCUUUGGUAAAGAAGCAGACAAGCUCGAGCAAGCCAACGACGAUGACAAGACUUACUACAUCAUCGAGAAGGAGCCCCUCGUCAACACCUACAUCUCUGUUCCCAAGGAGAACAGCACCUUAAACUGCGCAGCCUUCACGGGAGGGAUCAUAGAGGCCAUUCUCACCCACAGCGGCUUCCCCGCCAAGGUCACCGUCCACUGGCACAAGGGCACCACACUCAUGAUCAAGUUCGAUGAGGCUGUCAUCACCAGAGACAAAGUACUGGAAGGAAGAUAGGAGGGAGAUGGAUAAGAGGCUUACGGGGUGCAUGUGGCUGGAGACUUGUUGCCAUUAUGGAUUCUCAGGACUCGAGUGGUAUUAAAAUUCACGUUCAACUAUAAAAUGAGUUCUUUACGUUAGAGAAGCAGGAUUACUGCAGCUGUAAAGAAAAUGACUUUACAGCCUUUCAGUGGAGGUUGAGAUUUGGGAGGAGUUCAGAAUGUAAACAAAACACUACAAGCUCUUUAUUUAAAGCCUUUGUUUGCUCUAGUGCUCUUAAAGGGGUUUUGUUUUACUGCACAGUGUAAACCGACACCAGCGACUCCCAAACCAAACAGCUGAUAGAAAAUGUCCCAUUUCCUCAUAUUAGCUAAAGUUUGUGACUGGAUCUGUGUUGACAGGCCUGAUGGCAGCACAGGUGUCCACAUGUUUGUACUGCAGGGUCACCGCAACGCUGCUACCUCGACCUAUUCAAGAGGUGAGGCAACUACAUUUGGGUAACAUGUUAACCCUGCAGCUGCUACGCGGUUAGCAUGUGUUUAUGCUAAAUAAUGUUUGUACAUGCAUUUUGUUAUUAUAAAAUAUAAGUAAAUGUAUAAGAAAAUGUUUGGGAAUGGGUGUUUUUAUUCUGUCUUUUUUUAUUUUUGGUAUUUAUAAGAGAAACUGUGGUGGUUUCACCAGAAACUAGAAAAUUCAGUAUUGGUAAACCAGGGAAGGUCAGUGAGUCAUUUGUCUCAGAAAGAAAAUAAAAGCGCUGUUCUUGUUUCUUAAACUCACAAAUAUGAAAGUAAAUGUCGUGCUGUGAAAAAGUAUUGACCCAUUUCCUCAUUUCUUCAUUUCUCUAUAUUUUUUCUCAUUUCUUUUUUUUUUUUUUCUUUUUUGCAUAUUUGUCACAUGAUCGUCACAAAAUGUAAUCAAUUAAAAACUAUUUCUUAUUUCAUUCGGUUAUAUUUGUUAUAUUAAAUUUAAAAAAAAAAAUUGAUGAUCGGAAACAUGCCAGCAUGACAAAAGUACAACUGAAAGUUAGAACAGGAUAAAAAGUUCCCACAGCACUGCA